UAGCGGCGGAGGUCCAUUUCUGGGAGGGAACGAAGGGAUAGAUCUUUGUCAUAUACCGAAGGAGAGAAAUCAGAGCCAUACAACUUGAAACGAGACUCAGAGCAGAGGGGAAGCUGCUCGUGUCUCGUAUAGCGGAGAGAGGGAGAGGAGAGUGGAUUUAUGUCGGCGGCUGGUGUCUGGUAUAUCGUGUUCCUUUUUACCGGCCGAGUUCUGAAGACGCUCCCUCGCUCUGUUUUUGCCGGUGGCUUGCUCUUCCCGUCCUUCUCGGCUCCCUCUUGUCCUCGUAUCCAACUGGAGGGCUCGAAAACGGAUUCGAUGCGUUUGAAAUCUUCUCGGGCUGGAUUCGGAGUGAAAUACUUUGGAUUUCUGUAUUUCUUCUUUCUGUUCUUGAGAAGAGGCCUCACUUGACAGGGCAGCAUACAAAAGCAUUUUUUUCCUAUUUGUUUUUUUUAUUUAUUCAAGUUUUGAUUUGUUGGGCUGGAGAGAAAGAGAAGAUAAGAGAUGCCGGGUCCUCAAAGGCAAAUCCUUAUGGAAGAUAAAAUGAUGAUGCGAGCUAGUGGGAAGAAGAAUCCGAGAGUUUUGGUCCCGUUCAGAAGAAAAAUCCGGGUGCUGUUCAGCGAUCCCGAUGCCACAGACUCCUCUUCUUCCAGCGAAGAAGAUGGAGAGAUGGGGACGAUGACGAUGGGAUUGGUACCAAAGAAGAAUAGGAAACGUGUAAUCCAUGAUAUCGUCAUCACUUCCUUCCCCUCAGCCACUUCUUUCACCCCUGUUUCUAAGAUCCCCAGAACCCUCAAAACCCUUAAGACUAAAACCCUCAAAUCCAUCAACUCUUCUUGCACUCCUACUCGCAGGUACAAGGGAGUGAGACAGCGACGGUGGGGGAAAUGGGCUGCGGAGAUUAGAGAUCCCAUCAGAGGUGUCAGGUUGUGGCUCGGCACCUACGACACCGCCGAGGCGGCGUCCGACGCCUACCAGGCCGCCUCCAGGCGUCUCCAGGAGGAGAAGCAGCGGCUCCUUCGCCCCUCCGUCUCCGAGAAUUCCGAGGCCCCCCUUUCCGCCCCCUCCCCUUCCUCUGUUCUCGAUGUCUCUGUCUCCAAGAAUAAAUUGGUCGAAGAGGCAGUGGCGGAUACCAUUAAUUGUUCGGUGGCAAAAGAGGAGGUGGUGGAGGAGAAGCCGAUUUGCGAGCUCGUUGACCAGCAGCUUGAGAUUCCGGACCUGGGCUUCGGGCUCGACUCGCUUGGUUCUGAUGAUUUCCUUCUGGGCGAACUCGGCGAGGACUUGCUGGGACUCGAAGACCUUCCAUUGUGGGCGCAGCCGUUGGAAGGAGGAGAUUUCUCCUUCUUGGAUCCAUAGUUUUUCUGGGUAAAAGUUUUGCAGUUUAGGAAAGAGUUCCGUUCUUAUUCGUCCAUCAUAAAAUUUUCAUGCCUCCGUAGUUUGAUAGUAUUUCUUCUCGAACCGGUUGCUGAGUUUGGGUUCUGUAGUUUUUUCUUAAUAAUAAAAAAGAAUUGUACGAUGUUUUGUGUAUUGGCUGCAUGAGAAUUGGGUAGGGAGAGGUUUUCUUUGGGUUUUCCUUGAGCUUUGGGAGCCGUCCGAGGGAGUUUUGUGUGAUCUCUCACCCAAUCACAUUGCCUUCAGACUUCUAUUCUCUAAUUAUUCAUCAUUUAUGGUCUCUGAUACUUA
Molecule: messenger RNA, 1680 nt
Organism: Phoenix dactylifera (date palm)
Lineage: Eukaryota; Viridiplantae; Streptophyta; Magnoliopsida; Arecales; Arecaceae
Biological process (GO): regulation of DNA-templated transcription
Molecular function (GO): DNA binding; DNA-binding transcription factor activity
Source: RefSeq, a predicted model, not a curated record